CUCCCUCUCCCUCCAACGAGCGCUCGUCUUUGGGAUACAGCCCUUCGUUUAAUGCCAGGCAGCUGAUGGAGAUGCUGGCCAGAGGUGAAGGCCCCAGUCCACCGGGGGACAGGAUGGGACAGCAGUUUACCCAAGGACAAGGUAGCAGCCCGGGUGCAGGCAGAAUGGAUGAAGGUUUAGGGUUCGUGGGAUCAUCUAUCAUGGAGAUCCAGUCCGACUGGCUUGGAGAGGAAACAGGUGAUGGCUUGGUAGUGCAAGUGAAACUCCACAAGUGCCCAUUCUGUCCGUACACUGCCAAGCAGAAGGGAAUCAUGAAGAGACACAUCCGCUGCCACACGGGAGAGAGGCCCUUCCCCUGCCCCAUGUGUGGCAAGAGGUUCACAAGACAGGAGCACCUUCGCAGUCAUGCCCUCAAU
Anoplopoma fimbria (sablefish) is the source of this 416-nucleotide messenger RNA. RefSeq names its product zinc finger and BTB domain-containing protein 8B-like. Gene Ontology annotation, biological process: regulation of transcription by RNA polymerase II. Gene Ontology annotation, molecular function: RNA polymerase II cis-regulatory region sequence-specific DNA binding; DNA-binding transcription factor activity, RNA polymerase II-specific. The transcript has 2 exons. Gene Ontology annotation, cellular component: nucleus. NCBI's taxonomy places the organism in Eukaryota, Metazoa, Chordata, Actinopteri, Perciformes, Anoplopomatidae. The annotation marks the transcript as partial. The record is from RefSeq and is a predicted model, not a curated record.